UCGCCCGUCGGGCCGAGCGAUGAAGCCUUUCCCAAACCUCAUUCAGUAUUCCAAAUUUGUACAGUUCACAUUUCCAAAUCCUAUACUCUUAAGUAAAUACUCUUGUAAAAAUUCUAAAUUUUAGAUACUACACUUAACAAGAUAAGAGAUAUCACAAUACUUGACAAAUGUUUUAGCUAUUUUUUGGACAACAGAUUUGUUAUAUAUAUAUAUUUCUUUUCGGUGAUUUCACGCAAUUGUAAACGUUUUCCGAGCCAUGCAACGCCCACCCAAAUCCCUGAUCGUCGACUGCUUAAGGCGGCCGCACCUGAGCCUGCAGAGCGUCAUCCGUGGCUGGCGCAGUCUUCGCAGGACCUUUGCCUCUGACUCCUUCAGCGACCGAGGCGGCCAGGGCGGUGGUAGUGGCAGGGGCUACGACCGCGGUGCGGGCGGCAGCGGUGGCGCGCCACGAGCCAGUGCCACGUCGAUAGUGUCUGGCGAUCCGAGCACACGUUACUACACCCGGGGCAACGUGGGCGCGCUGGAGCGCAGGAUCAACCGCGAGGACAACAUGUGGCGGGAACGCGGCUACGUGGACACUAAGUGGCUCAAUCCCCGCGAUCCUGCCGCCUACCGCCCCAACUUCCGGCCCACAGAGCCCGUAUCUCUGCGGAAGCAGUUCAUGCGCAGUCCGGACGAGAUCUCCCGCGAGGUCAUGGGCCGCGACUGGGAGCGGGCAGUCAAGGACUACCGCCGCUCGGUUCUAACCAGCGGCAACGCCGCCCUGCGCACCCCCUUGGGCGAAGGCGGCGUCUACAGCGGGAGCGACAGCGACAGGGACAGCGACAGAGACGGAGGCAGAGCCGGCGCUAGCGGCAGGGGCGUCCGAGAGCGGCCGCGCAAGACCUGGAUGCUAGCGGACCAUACACUGCAGCACAUGCAGCAGCGGAUGACGAAGCAAAUUAAGCGGGAGCAGGACCGCCAGCUGACAGUGUGGCAGCAGAGGCAGAUGAUGCUCCAGCAGGAGGAAAAGGAGCAGAUGGAGAACCCGCAGCGGCUACAGUGGGCCAGGACUCCGGACACCUCUCAUGAUCAGUAGUCGGGAUGCGGCGUGGUCGAUUACCCUUCCAGGCGUACCCUUCCUUCCUUGAACAUGCCCGGCCGAACCAAUCGCAUCUAGCGUCUAAAUAGAGUUCAAGCACGGGCGUAGUUAGUUUUGUUGAGUUUUGGGUGACUUUACUCGAGACGAAUCUGUCGUCAAAACACCUCCAUCGCAAACACAACUUGAAUGUAAACAAAAAAAUUUAUGAGUCUACUUCUAUUUGGUCUUAAUGAUAAACUCACUCAUCGCUAGA
This is a messenger RNA of Drosophila ananassae, 1334 nucleotides long. RefSeq lists its product as uncharacterized. The record is from RefSeq and is a predicted model, not a curated record. NCBI's taxonomy places the organism in Eukaryota, Metazoa, Arthropoda, Insecta, Diptera, Drosophilidae. The coding region runs from base 257 to 1078 and encodes 273 amino acids. The transcript has 2 exons.